Macaca mulatta (Rhesus monkey) is the source of this 955-nucleotide messenger RNA. RefSeq names its product chromosome 6 C5orf46 homolog (gene C6H5orf46). Lineage: Eukaryota; Metazoa; Chordata; Mammalia; Primates; Cercopithecidae. The record is from RefSeq and is a predicted model, not a curated record.
GUGUGAAAGGGCUUGCCCAUGUGGGAACAAGGGAUUGUCCCAGAGCAUGAGGGAAGGCACACAGUGUACAGGGAGGCAGUAGGCUUGCCUUGCCAAUCUGAUUUGUUGCCUGCUGCUUGGCAUUGAUGAGUAAUUCUACCUGAUAUCCCUCUAAUUAUCAAUGCUGGCCUUGAAACUAGCCUCAAGAGAUUCACUCCAGAACCCUUUAUAGAUACAAAUGUUUGAAAUCAAGAGGGUUUUUCUUUCCCUAUUUGAAAAAUGUUUGGUUUGAAUGAUAGGGCAUGGCUCAUUAGAACACAUCUGAAAGCAAGCUGUGCAGACAUCUUGUGCAACAAUCUAAAUUCCAAAGCAGAUGAUGUCACGUAUCUAUGCCUUAUAAAUGGAGCAACGUUUCAGAUGUAUCUGAACAAUUUAUCUGCACCAAUACCCAGUGCUACCAGAAUGGCUGUCUCAGUACUUCGCCUGACAGUUGUCCUGGGACUGCUUGUCUUAAUCCUGACCUGCUAUGCAGACGACAAACCAGACAAGCCAGACGACAAGCCAGACGACAAGCCAGACGACUCAGGCAAAGACCCAAAGCCAGACUUCCCCAAAUUCCUAAACCUCCUGGGCACAGAGAUCAUUGAGAAUGCAGUUGAGUUCAUCCUCCGCUCCAUGUCCAGGAGCACAGGAUUUAUGGAAUUUGAUGAUAAUCAAGGAAAGCAUUCAUCAAAGUGACAUCCUCAGGACACACCCAUGUGGCUCCUGGACAAUCCAAGAGCAGCCAAAUCCUGCUUUUCCAGUUCUGCUUCACAAGUCCUCCAGGACAGAGUCCUCAAAGCAACUCCCAGCGAGUUCUCAGGAUUCAGGCUCUGGCUUCAACCAAACAGAACUCAUUUUGAACACCCCGACUGCAUUUUUGCUUUUAGAAAGUUAGAAUAAAUAUGGCGCUUUGGGAUCACAUAGUUGAUUUAGA